This is a messenger RNA of Oncorhynchus keta (chum salmon), 3265 nucleotides long. It is a transcript of the gene tnni3k, whose product is annotated as TNNI3 interacting kinase. Gene Ontology annotation, molecular function: protein kinase activity; RNA polymerase II-specific DNA-binding transcription factor binding; aspartic-type endopeptidase activity. The coding region runs from base 103 to 2628 and encodes 841 amino acids. The transcript is spliced from 26 exons. Gene Ontology annotation, biological process: protein phosphorylation; regulation of transcription by RNA polymerase II; proteolysis. NCBI's taxonomy places the organism in Eukaryota, Metazoa, Chordata, Actinopteri, Salmoniformes, Salmonidae. The record is from RefSeq and is a predicted model, not a curated record. Gene Ontology annotation, cellular component: nucleus.
GCUCUAUUGUGGCUGAGAUAGGGAUAGUGUUACUGCUUCACUCCUCUGCUCCACCAAACUAUACAACGUACACAGGAAGAAAAUAAAAAAAUAAGAGGUUCAAUGGGGAAUUAUAAAUCAAGACCAACUCAGACAUGUACAGAUGAGUGGAAGAAGAAGGUGAGUGAGUCAUACUCUGUGAUCAUCGAGAGGCUGGAGGAUGACCUACGCAUCAAAGACAGCGAGCUGACAGACCUCAAACAGGUCUUCAGCUCUGAUGAAGCUUUCCAGAAAGUGAACUUGAAUUACCGGACAGAGAGCGGACUGUCCCUGUUGCAUCUCUGCUGCAUGUGUGGCGGUUGGUCAGGACGUGAAUUGGGGAAUAAAGUCCACAUAAGGACUCUGAUGCUGAAAGGCCUACGUCCAUCCAGGCUUACCAGGAAUGGGUUCACUGCUCUACACCUGGCUGUCUAUAAGGACAAUGCGGAGCUGGUGACGGCAAUGCUCCACGGAGGGGCAGACAUCCAGCAGGUUGGGUACGGUGCCCUAACAGCCCUGCAUAUCGCCACCAUCGCUGGGCACCAUGAGGCAGUGGAUAUCCUUCUCCAGCAUGGAGCCUAUGUCAACGUCCAGGAUGCUGUGUUCUUUACUCCUCUGCAUAUUGCUGCUUACUAUGGCCAUGACCAGGUGGCUAAGCUGUUGUUGAAGUUUGGGGCGGAUGUAAAUGUGAGUGGGGAGGUGGGAGACAGACCGUUACACCUGGCAGCCGCCAAGGGCUUCCUCAGCGUCGUAAAACUGCUGCUGGCAGAGGGGAGCAAGACUGAAGUGAAUGCUCAGGACAAUGAGGACCAUGUCCCGCUCCACUUCUGUGCCCGUUUCGGCCACCAUGAAGUGGUCCACUUCCUGUUGCAGGGCAACUUUGAGCUACAGCCUCACUCCGUCAACAUCUACGGAGACACCCCUCUCCACCUGGCCUGCUACAACGGAAAGUUUGAGGUGGUGAAGGAGAUAGUACAGCUGUCAGGCACAGAGAGUCUGUCAAAGGAGAACAUAUUUAGCGAGACCGCCUUUCACAGUGCCUGCACCUAUGGGAAGAGUCUGGAGAUGGUCAAGUUCCUGCUCGGUCAGAACGCCAUGAGCAUCAACCAUCAGGGCAGAGACGGACACACAGGUCUGCACAGUGCAUGUUUCCACGGCCACAUAUGUCUGGUCCAGUUCCUAUUGGACAGCGGGGCUGACAUGAACCUGGUGGCCUGUGACCCCAGCCGGUCCAGUGGGGAGAAGGAGGAGCAGACCUGCCUCAUGUGGGCCUAUGAGAAAGGUCAUGAUACCAUCGUCACUCUGCUCAAACACUACAAGCGUCCCCUGGAUGACUCCCCAUGUAACGAGUACUCUCAGCCUGGCGGAGAUGGGUCCUACGUGUCUGUGCCGUCCCCCCUGGGCAAGAUCAAAAGCAUGACCAAAGAAAAGGCAGAUGUUCUUCUCCUCCGGGCCAGCCUCCACUCAAGCUUCCAACUGCAGCUCUCUGACCUGGAGUUCAAUGAGAUCAUUGGUUCAGGCUCAUUUGGAAAGGUCUAUAGAGGCAAGUGUAAGAACAAGGUCGUUGCCAUCAAAAGGUAUCGGGCCAACACGUACUGCUCCAAGUCAGACGUGGACAUGUUCUGCAGGGAGGUGUCCAUCCUGUGUCGUCUCAACCACCCCUGUGUCAUCCAGUUUGUGGGGGCAUGUCUGGAUGACCCCAGCCAGUUCGCCAUAGCCACCCAAUAUGUCUCCGGGGGCUCCCUGUUCUCCCUGCUGCACGAGCAGAAGAGGAUCAUCGAUCUGCAGUCCAAGCUCAUCAUCGCCAUCGACGUGGCCAAGGGCAUGGAGUACCUGCACAACCUCACUCAGCCCAUCAUCCACAGGGACCUCAACAGUCACAACAUUCUACUCUAUGAGGACGGGCAUGCUGUGGUGGCUGAUUUUGGAGAAUCCAGAUUUCUGUUAUCCGAGGUUGUGGACAAUAUGACCAAGCAGCCAGGGAACCUGCGCUGGAUGGCCCCAGAGAUAUUCACCCAGUGUACACGCUAUACUGUCAAGGCCGACAUGUUCAGCUAUGCCCUGUGUCUGUGGGAGCUGCUCACUGGAGAGAUCCCCUUUGCCCACCUGAAACCUGCUGCAGCAGCUGCAGACAUGGCCUACCACCACAUCCGGCCUCCUAUUGGCUACUCCAUACCCAAACCCAUCUCUGCCAUGCUAAUGAGGGGCUGGAAUGUCUGUCCAGAGGAUAGACCUGAGUUCUCUGAGGUGCUGGCCACACUAGAGGAAUGCCUAUGCAAUGUGGAGUUGAUGUCCCCAGCCUCCAGUAACAGCAGUGGGUCCCUGUCCCCCUCUGGCUCGUCUGACUGCCUGGCGAGGGGCAGUCCUGGUCGAAGUCACGUGGCCGCCCUCCGUUCCCGCUUUGAACUGGAGUACGCCCUCAACGCCCGUGCCUACGCAGUCUGGACUCAGAGCGAGGGACGACGUGAUUCCCAAGGUCCGUCUCUGGAUGAACUGAGGAGGAAUAUGCAGUUUCCACCUAUUGACCGAAAUGGGUAUGUGUCAGACCCUAUGAGCACCAUGCGCUUCCACUCCAACUGCAGCAGCAACGGCAGCUUUGAAGACAACUAACAUAGAUGGGAAGUCUUCCAGCUCUACUAUGCUACUAUAUUGUAGUUCAUGAAGCCAUAACCUUAUUUCUAAGUUUAUCACAUAGACAUAUUGGUUGAUCUAGUCUUGAGUAUAAGCUAUAUAUAUAUAUCAUUAUGUGUAUUUCCUAAAGCUAUUUACUACUUUCUGUGUUUAUGGUAUUGAACUGUUUGAAUAGAUUUGUGUGGUAAGUAUUUUUGGAUACAAGGCAUUUUGGGGGUUUGGAAAAUUGUUAAGGGAAUUUUUAUCAAUAAUGACUAAUUAUGUAUACAUUUCAAUCAGGACUGACUAAUCAGAAUACUAUUAUGUUACUGUAUAUGUAUGAUUUUUCUUUUUAAUCCUAGUACUGAAUAUAAUGUGUGUAAAUAUAAUCAAUAAUUAGAACAAUGACUGUCUGUACCAUGGUAGAAAUGAAUGAACUUAUAGCCAGACUGGCUAGAAGGUUUAUCUACACAAGCUGGCCUUGGCUCGGUCAUAAAUUAUCUUAAUAGGGAGAGACGAUGUGAGAACCAUACAGCCAUUGUACUGAUGACUAAUGACGUCAUUUUCAGUUUAUAACCUGUGGUAAAAUGUAUAAUGGGCAGUACUCUCGAGAAUAAAAGCUGCUGAUUGACUUUAA